Molecule: messenger RNA, 2753 nt
Organism: Lineus longissimus
Lineage: Eukaryota; Metazoa; Nemertea; Pilidiophora; Heteronemertea; Lineidae
Product: protein Wnt-4-like
Exons: 4
Coding region: 455-1522 (355 amino acids)
Biological process (GO): cell fate commitment; canonical Wnt signaling pathway; neuron differentiation
Cellular component (GO): extracellular region
Molecular function (GO): frizzled binding; cytokine activity
Source: RefSeq, a predicted model, not a curated record
AAGCGGCGCAGGAACCCUAAUUACACCGCGAAAUUAGUAUUUAAACGAGGUUGUGGUCGCUAUUUAUCAUUCGUGUUGACAAACUUGAAAAGAACAACAUCGACGACUUCACAGCAGACGAUAUUUUCGGCGACUUCGUUCCAACCGCAUUUUCGCAUUUUAUCACGGCCCGUACGUCUGCAAACUUUGCUCGAGCAGACGAAGUCCAAUCAAGAAGUCAUUUGAAGGCAGAGAUAGCUUGGACGAGUUGAGAUCUCCGCUCGCUCAGCGGGGAGCUUUUCCACAACCGAUUAUAACAACCUUUGGAUAAAAUCUUCCUUGGAGUUUUCACUAAAUUUUGACUUUGGAUACAGAGUUUAAGGAUUAACUUUCGAAAAUUGGGUUGGGUCUUGCCCUUGGUGUUUUUAAGGGGGCUUUAUAGCCUGUGACGCCUGACGGACGCUAGCGGAGUACCAUGCACACCCGGACUUUCAUCAGUUUUAUAUUCUUAGCGGCCUUACUUCUCCUGAAAUGUUACCUCACCACAGGGACCCGUUGGUUGGUAUUGGCUAAGAUGUCACAAAUCAGCAGUAUCCAGAACGUAGACUUCUGUAACCGGCUGAAGGGGCUUGUAAAGCGACAGAAGCAGAUCUGCCGGCGGAAUCUGGAAGUAAUGGAGAGUCUGAGGCGAGGAGCCAACUUAGCCAUAGACGAGUGCCAAAAUCAGUUCAGGAAUAGGCGCUGGAAUUGUAGUAUAGUUAACCAGGCUAACUUAUUUGGAAACGUACUUAAGCAGGGUACGCGAGAGGCAGCAUUUGUACACUCAAUAUCAUCAGCGGGCGUGGCGCAUGCGGUGACCAGGGCCUGCAGCAGUGGGGAACUACGCAAGUGUGGGUGCGACCGGAGCGUACGAGGAAGGAGUCCGGACGGGUUCGAGUGGUCGGGGUGUUCAGAUAACAUCGCGUUUGGCGCAGCAUUUAGUAAAGCGUUCGUGGACGCGAGGGAGAGGGCGAAGCGGUACGCAGGCACCAACAGAUCCUUGAUGAAUUUACAUAAUAAUGAGGCUGGAAGAAGGGCCAUCCAUGACAACAUGAAAGUCCAGUGUAAAUGCCACGGCGUUUCCGGUUCCUGUGAGCUAAAAACAUGCUGGAAGGCCACGCCCUCUUUUAGAGAAGUUGGCGCCAAGUUAAAAGAGAAAUUCGACGGAGCAACGGAAGUGGACCAGCAACGAGUUGGGACACGACGCCAGUUGAUGCCGAUUAAUACACAGUAUAAACCUCAUACGACGGGUGACUUGGUCUAUAUGGAUGCAUCCCCCGAUUUCUGUGAGCCUGACAAAGAGACUGGGUCCUUAGGGACGCAUGGCAGGCUCUGUAACAAGGACUCUAAAGCCAUCGAUGGCUGUGACUUAAUGUGUUGUGGUCGCGGGUUCAAGACCAAGAAGCGGACAGUGAUAGAACGCUGUAAUUGUAAGUUUUAUUGGUGUUGUUACGUCAAGUGCAAGGAGUGCCGGAAGGAGGUCGAGGAGCAUCGCUGUAUCUGAGAGUCAAGGUCAAGGUCAUCUGCGACAAAAAUAGAUCAAUAAAAAGUGACACCACUGUUCGUCUGAUUCCAGAUAAACCUGAUGUUGUCAAUCAAGCCUGUACCGGUAUUUCAAGGGAAGGUUAGAGUACAGAACAUUGGUGAACUAUAGUUUGUGCUAUCGCCGUUCGAUGUUCUCGCAAACCGAUUUGCAUCACGAUGUGGAAUCAAGAUGGCGAAAGCCUCGUUUUCACUGAGGCUACACUUCGUAUUUCGACCUAAUUCUGAUGACGUGUGGCUGACGUUUUCUCAUGUGCUCCAAAAACUCACGGAGGCCUCUACGCGUACGCGAUGCCAUAACUUCCAAGGAGUCAUUUUCAUGAUAUAUGUAUAUACUGAUAUGACUUGUUGUAAACUUGAUGAAUGACGUUUUUAUGCGCAGAUUCAUAAUAUUUUGUAUAUUUUGCGUCUACUAGGAGUGCUAGGUUUUGUCUAAUAAUAUUCGGGGUUCGAUGAACAACCCUGUCGAAAUGUAGGCCAACAUUUUCCUAACAAAUUUCGGUCUUGCACUGCAUUUUGGAAGGUUUGUACUAAAUUAUAUUGAUUGACAAUUAAUCUUCUUUGCUACGCUCAUGACUGAGCCUUUUGCCUCCCACAAUUAUGUAUCAACUCGACUAGUAAAAUCAACAACAUUUAGGAUCUAAUUUGAUUAAGGUCCAGAUGUCCAAAUUUAGGCCAAAUCGUAUGAUCAUUCGGUUAAGAACACCAUAUAGAAUUUCUUUAGUGAUUCUGUGUAUUUUGAUAUCAUGCAAAGCGUCUUGUAAUCAUGUACAUAUCGAGUAUACACGAGUCUGAAUGUCCUAUUCAGAAGUUGAUGUAGUUUUGGUUGAUAGUUAGACAAGGUUAUAUUGGUGUAAUUUAUUUCGUGUCGAGAGAUUAUGCAAUCAAAAUGAAUAAGAUAUUGGCAAAUCUGCUUCGAGAUUAUAGAAAAUUUAGAAAGUAAUCAACGAGGAUUAAUUACAUUAUCUGAAUAACUUUAGAAUAUUGUCAGAGCGGUGCCCAGUUCAAGUAUGCCGCUUACUGCUGUAUCGUACUGCGCCGGGGAUGCAUACUUCGGCACUGCCACCACAACCGAAUUGACUCCAAACCCUGCUCUCGGAAAUUCCUUAAUUGUUAACAAUGAAAAGGUUGACACCGCACAGGCUGGAUAAUUUGAUCAGAUUUAUAUUGACUGGUUGCAAUAGAUCAUUUAU